CACAAACAGAACCGCAAACAGCAAUUCACGUACUCAUACUUCUAGUGCAGGAGGUAGAUUCGGAAACGCAGGACCACCGAUGGGACAAAGACAGCUGUUCGAUUCUUCGUAUAGAAACCCUCAAUCGCAGGAAAUAGGAACAAUUGGAAUGCUCAACAGUCCAGACAAGAACUACGACAAGGAUAAACUACCCUUCAAUCAGGAGGCCAGCAUGAACAGUAGCGGGCUUCUUGGCGGCGACAGCCUUUUGGGUGAACACGAGGUGAGGUCGCCGCCGCAAAGAGUGCAGAGCAGUUUUGGGUCUGCGUUUGAUGAAUCAUCAGGCGGACAAGGACCUGGUUCAUCGGUGAGAAGGAAGAACAGUAAGCCUUUGCUAGUGGGAGUUGGAGGCGUUGGCAAUAAAGACCCUACAGCAGAUUUGUUUUUAUCGCCUUUGAAUAAUGGAGGUGGAGAAAAGCAUCAAUCAGGCGAGAGCCGGAACAAGCCAUCGUCCUCAUCCAACAAUCCUGCUGCCUUAUCCGUCGUUGAUAUCCCAGGAGCUGGCAUCACUGCGAUCGGUGGAUCAUCAUCAUCAUCAUCGUCAACUACAGGAGGUGCCCAAGAACAUUCGGCGGUCGUGGG
Molecule: messenger RNA, 621 nt
Organism: Amoebophrya sp. A25
Lineage: Eukaryota; Dinophyceae; Syndiniales; Amoebophryaceae
Source: the annotation of a GenBank genome assembly